Molecule: messenger RNA, 1641 nt
Organism: Penicillium verhagenii
Lineage: Eukaryota; Fungi; Ascomycota; Eurotiomycetes; Eurotiales; Aspergillaceae
Product: protein arginine methyltransferase RmtB
Exons: 4
Coding region: 1-1641 (546 amino acids)
Biological process (GO): peptidyl-arginine methylation
Cellular component (GO): nucleus
Molecular function (GO): protein-arginine N-methyltransferase activity
Source: RefSeq, a predicted model, not a curated record
AUGGCAUCCACUAGCCGUGUCGCAGAAGCGCCUGUCGACGAUGUUCGCGCCGAUUCACGCUCGGUGUCCGACGAAUCAGACUCUAGCAAUGAGGAGGGUUGGGAAGACCUCGAGGCUGAUGACGAGACUCAGCCUGUCGUGGAUCUGUUUUCCGAUGAGGUCUUCCCCGACGCACGCUCUAUGCUGAGUGCAUGCAAGGAGAAGCAUCAAUUCGAUCUGUUGAAGAUCCAGAAGGACCUCGGGCUGGAUUUCAUUGAGACUAUCAAGCUGGUUAACUACAUUCGUUCCGAAGUCAAGGCCGGAAACAAGACCCCCAAUGUCGAGUCGAAGUCGAAGUUUGACGACGAUGUCUACUUGAAGCCGGUUAUGGAGGACGAUGCGCUCCUGUACAGCCUGGAUGAUAUCACCGAGGAACAGGGUCAGGAGGCAGCCACUGGAAGUGAUGCGGAGCGACGAGUUCUGGAGCUUCAAGAGGAUCUGGAGAGACUGCAGAAUCAGUUCUCCGAGUACAGACUUGCAGUCCAGCAGUCAAUGGAUGAUCAAUUGUCAAAGGAAGACGAGAAGCUUGACUCGAAGACACCCAAGGCCUCCGGCUCCAACAAAGCUCAGGAGAUUGAUGAAGAUUACUUCGCCUCUUACGCUUAUAACGGAAUCCACGAGUCCAUGUUGAAGGAUGCCAUCCGUACCGAUGCCUACCGUGACUUCGUUUACGAGAACAAGAACCUUUUCAAGGACAAGGUUGUCCUGGAUGUUGGCUGUGGAACUGGUAUUCUGUCCAUGUUCUGUGCUAAGGCCGGCGCAAAGAAAGUCAUCUCCGUUGACAACUCCAACAUCAUCGACCGUGCCAAGGAGAUUGUUUUCGACAAUGAGUUUGGAGAUGUUAUUACUCUGGUACGCGGAAAGAUUGAGGAGGUCACCUUGCCCGUUGACAAGGUCGACAUCAUCAUUUCGGAAUGGAUGGGUUAUGCCCUGCUCUUUGAGUGCAUGUUUGACUCUGUCAUUUAUGCUCGCGACCGCUACCUUGCUCCUGAUGGUUUGAUGGUGCCCUCCCACGCGACUCUUCGGAUCGCACCUUACGCGGACCCUGAUUUCAUGGCUUCGCAUAUCUCUUUCUGGGAGGAUGUCUAUGGCUUCAAAAUGACCAGCAUGUUGUUGAAAAUCUACGACGAGGCUCUUGUCCGUAACAUUCCAUCAGAGACACUCGCCGCAGACUCAACAAUCUUCUUGCCACUUCCCCUGCACACCAUCACUGUUGAUGAGUUGAGCUUCUUGAAGGAUUUCCAGGUCACCCUGAACCAGGAUAUCGAUGCCCUUGAUGGUUGGGCUAUCUGGUUUGACAUUUUCUUCAUGCCUUCGCGCGACACUCCCAUUCCCGAGAAUGCUACUCCCGCCGAUAUGCAGAAGCAAGGAUAUGUUGGCUUCACCACUGGACCACAGGGAACUGAGACCCACUGGCAGCAAACCAUUCCACUGAUCGAUCACGGCAACCACAUGCCUAAACCUCUCAAGAAGGGCCAAGUCAUUUCUGGCAAGAUUGGCUACCAAAAGAGGGACCAGGAGGGGUCCCGAGGCCUAAACAUCAGCAUUGAGUGGCAAGGAGGCGAGAACACCCACGGUUCUCAGAACUGGUCGCUCCAAUAG